Molecule: messenger RNA, 1965 nt
Organism: Neurospora crassa OR74A
Lineage: Eukaryota; Fungi; Ascomycota; Sordariomycetes; Sordariales; Sordariaceae
Exons: 2
Coding region: 395-1825 (476 amino acids)
Source: RefSeq, a predicted model, not a curated record
CCAAUUUCUCCAGCAUUUCUCUCCUUGAAUGUGGUUGUCUCGUUCAUUUUUCUGUGAUGCUUUGCAAACCCCUGUCACAAGAACCGCACUCACCAACGAAUCAACAUUGGACUGUAACACUCCGCCAGAAUCUAUUGGUUCUCGAGUCUGUAUGGGCAGAACGGGGAAUGGUUUUGCGCAGUUGGGCAAACUCGUCUGGCUUUCUACACAGAGAGGUCGGUAGCGUCACUUGCGCAUUGAUCUAUCCGACCAACAUCAUGAGGACCUUUUGUUCAGCGCCGUAGCCUCCGAAUUUCACUUCUCUGCCUGACUGCAGCGCAUCAUCUUCCGCCUUUUUGUUUGCAGGCCCUCACCACUACGCCAGACACGCUUACUCGAUCUCCCAGGCGUCAACAUGUCCUCCCCCAACACACUGACCGUUACGGAUGAAGGUACAAGGCCCUCUUCCGGAAUUGUCGACACAAACCCUUCUCGCAACGCGGCGGAAACUCCAGUGUCCCUCAGUCAUGAAGGCGAGAGCCCAUCGCCAUCCCAAGCUGUCACUAACGCUACUCCCGAGACCACUUGUACGACCACCUCUAGCUCAAGUGUGACCAGUGGAGUGGUUUCGGACAUUGAAUCAUCGACAUCCCUGACCGGUACGGAAAUCAUGGCCAUGCGUCGGCAAAGAACAGUCAAUCGCAUUGUGCAACACUUUUGCCAAUACUUGGAUUGGAUAUCUAAAGGCAAUGCUGUUCGAGCAUCAACUGAGCCUUUUCACCAGACGUCGUCCCGGUCUCUGCCAAGGCCAUCUUUGCCCGAAUCCACACGAUGCGACAACAUACCAGCUCCAAAUACGGGACUUCCUGGACAAGAAUCUUUUGAGAACGCCGAAUCGCUCUACCAGAGCCUCAAGCAGCUCACAUGGUUCGACGAUAUCAGGCACGACCCCUUCAUGGAACCUACUGCUCUCGGGAAUGCACGUGACCCAUUGGAUUCCGGUAUUGAUAUGACGUUUUGCGGAAGUCCUACUUUUGUGGAACUUUCUAAGGAAGGGCGUUCGGAUGAGUAUCAGGAUUGCUUGCCAGAUCCGUGGACCGCAUUAGAACUCCCUAUACCGGCUACCUCUAAAGACGGCGAAGACCUCCGCCUCUCCAAAAACUUGCCUAGCGGCUUUUUCACCAAUCAGAUCUCUGUACCAUGGUAUCCUUCAGUGCUUGAGCUCGAUGAUGGACCCGAACCUUCAACUAAAAUGAAUGGCAUUUUGCACGACUCAACUCCUACUCCCAACAUGCACCUUGCUGUCAACACUAUGAGGAGUGAAAUCGGACGCCCGGUCAAUGAUACCAACCAAAGCAAUGGAAUACGAAAGCAUGCGGCCGAGGAUGACGGUGAUCACGAUGGCAGACGGAAGAGACAGAAAGUAGACGAUGGCCGGAAGUUUGCUUGCCCCUUCUUCAAGAGGAAUGCGCGCAAGUAUUCCAAGUGGACGUCUUGUCCAGGACCGGGCUGGGAUGAGAUUCACCGGGUCAAGAGUCAUUUAUACCGACGUCACGAACUCAUCCAGUGCCCGCGCUGUUGGAGCACCCACAAGAACAACAAGUCGCUCGUUGCCCAUCUCCAAACAGAUCCAUCCUGCGAGAAACAGCCAAACUUGAGUAUAGUCGAUGGUGUUACUCCGGAACAAAAGGAGAAACUGCUCAGUCGCAAGAAGACGCAUGGUGACAUGACAGACGAGGAGAAAUGGCGUCACAUGUACAUGAUCUUGUUUCCGGAUGACGAUAAAGACUCAAUUCCGUCGCCCUGUAUAUUGAAGUGGAAGGAUGGAACGAAGACAUUUCGGUAGAAAGGCAGCUUAAUUAAGUUAGAGGAGAGAAAGAGAAGAAAGGAGUAAGCUAGUCUCACGAUAUUUAUAUAUACGGUUAGAGUAGAUCGGAUACCCUUAAUAGCCUUUAAUAAAGCUAAUAGAAGCAAUAUACUUCAAGA